AUGAAUCCGACAACCUUUGAAAAGAAAGUCAAUAGCAGGUAUACGUCGGUUCCUAUUUAUGAGUGUGUAAAACGUAGUCAGAGUAGUGAUAUAGUUCGCUUCUUAUUUGCUUUUGGUGUUGAAUACCUAAUUCUUUAUAAACUAGGCCAACUGCCUGUGUUCUUUGUGGUCUUCAUGAUAAUUGCCAUGGGAGACACUCAAGAACUGCAGACAAAGGUUAAUGAUCAUUGGAAAUCUGAAGAGGAACCAAAAUAUUCACCUGAAAAUGCAGAAGGCCACCAUCAAGCCUCGUCGGGUAAGCCUAAGCAGUACAAAUGGUGGCUUAAAAUGGCCAUCUAUGGCCUAUUUGUUCUCGGAGGGCAGUCAGUAGGCACCCUCUUAGGUAGAGUAUAUUUCGAAAAUGGUGGAAACAGCAAAUGGAUGGCUACACUUGUACAACUUGUGGGAUUUCCAGUUCUUUUCCCAUUUUUAUUCAUCUCAAAAGACAAAGAUGAUCACAAUACACAAGUUAACGCAAAACAACCUAGUACCUUAAUCCUAGCUUCAAUCUAUGUUGUACUAGGCAUUUUUCUUGCUUUUAUUUGUCUUAUGUACUCAAUUGGACUCCAAUAUCUUCCAGUCACAACCUAUAGUAUAAUUUGUGCAUGCCAAUUGGGAUUCAAUGCACUUUUCUCCUUUUUCCUCAAUGCACAAAAAAUCACUCCUUAUAUUGUGAACUCUCUUGUACUCCUCACCAUCUCUUCCACCCUCCUCGUAUUCGAAACGGACACUAGUGGGGAGUCAAACAAAACCUCGAAAGGUAAGUACGUACUAGGUUUUGUAUGCACAUUUGCAGCCUCUGCUGGUUAUGCUCUAAUGAUGUCUGUAACACAACUUGUCUUUCGCAAGAUCAUCAGAAGAGAAACUCUUCGUGCCAUAAUCGACAUGUCAGUUUAUGAAUCUUUGGCUGCUUCUUUUGCAAUCCUAAUAGGACUGUUUGCAAGUGGAGAUUGGAGGAAAUUGAGUUCAGAAAUGGAGGGUUUUAAAUUGGGGAAAGUGUCAUAUGUUAUGAACUUGUUUUGGACAGCAGUUUCUUGGCAGAUUUUUAAUGUCGGAAGUUUUGGGCUUAUAUUUAAGGUUUCUUCAUUGUUUUCCAAUGUUAUUAGUGUCUUAGGUGUGCCUAUUGCUCCAAUUUUGGCUGUGAUUUUUCUCCAUGACAGGCUUAAAGGAUUGAAGGCAAUGGCCAUGGUACUUGCCCUGUGGGGGUUUGUUUCUUAUAUGUACCAGCAUUAUCUUGAUGAUUUGAAGACCAAGGCUAAAACAAAAUCCCAAGGGGAAAACUAA
Messenger RNA from Fraxinus pennsylvanica, 1323 nucleotides. The record is from the annotation of a GenBank genome assembly. NCBI's taxonomy places the organism in Eukaryota, Viridiplantae, Streptophyta, Magnoliopsida, Lamiales, Oleaceae.